UAUCUGCCAUUACCUCCAAAUGGACCAGAGGCUUCUGUCCUGUCCACUGACAUUUAUUUUGGCAGCACAGGGGUUAACCGUGUCCCCUCCCUUCUGGCUGGCCAGACGGUGACGAGCUCAGGUGAUAGUUCAUCGUGCAAACCCACAGCGCAGCCCCCGAGUGUCUCGAAGCCUCCCAUCCCGAAGCGUCUACAGCGAUGUGCACGCCACAGCGAACCCCGUGUCCAUUUCCACUUCAGUAAGAGGGAACAGCCUGCAGGAGGAGAGAGGGGGAGGCGUGUGGGCUCUGUUGCCCUUAUCCUCGUGUAAAGACUGGUGAAUACGAUCAGAGAAUAACGCUGCAAGGAGAAAUAAACCUGACUGGACAAAACCUGAGACGGCAGCAAAGGGGUUAAGGGCCGAGCACUUGCAAGUCUUCGAGUCGUGAGUAGGACAUUUUACCCUGAUUUAGUUUUUUUGUGCACCCUUUUUCUAGUCACACAAGGCUUUUAGCAUCAUGGCCUGGCCGUGCAUUACGCGUGCUUGCUGCAUCAACCGCUUUUGGACCGAGCUGGACAAAGCGGACAUCGCGGUGCCUUUGGUUUUCACCAAAUACUCGGAUGUGGCCGAGGUGCAGCAUCUGCCCUAUCACCCGCAGCCGAAACAGAAGAAGGCCGGUGCUAUUGCCAUAGAAACCCAGCCCUGCCCCGGUGAGCAGGAGGCUGGGAAGGCACCGCCCGCGACGGGUGCCGCAGCGGUCAAAGAUGGCUCUUCUGCGUCCGUCAUGCGCCAAGACUUCAAGGCGUGGAGAGUGCGCCCCGAGCCCAGCUGCAAACCCAGAAAUCAGUACCAACCCUCGCCGGGCCCGUUCAAUAACGAAACGCAAUAUCAAAAAGAUUACAAGCCGUGGCCUAUACCGAAGAAGCACGACCACCCGUGGAUCCCCAAACCCAGCCCCACCGCCGCCCCUUCCAUCACCAUCUGUAGUGGACCGGAGCGGAGCGCAGGGGGCGGCAAGCAGCUGUAUGCGGCCGGGGAGGUCGAGAGCGGCGUGGAGAAGAGCGAGAUUGAGGAGAAAACGCAAGAGAAAGAGUCAAAAGAGCUGGUGAAAAGAAACGUUAGGAGGGAAAAGUCAGCCGAGAGAAAACCAGCUGAGAAGGCGGAGGGAGAGCCUGCAGAUGUGAGCGCUGAGCAGAGGAAAGGCAGAGCGGCUGCAGACGCGCUCAACAGGCAGAUAAAGGAGGUUAUGUCCACUUCUAGCAGCUACAGGACUGAGUUCAAGGCAUACAAGGAUGUGAAACCAGUGAAGCCCAUUAAGGCUCCAUCUCAGUAUAAACCCCCCGUGGAGGAGACCAGUCUGGAAACCAGCUACAGUGCCACAUUCAAGGGGGAGCAGGUGAAGGCUCACCCCACCGACAACAAGCUGCUGGAGCGCAGGAGGAUACGCAGCCUGUACAGUGAGCCCAGCAAGGAGGCUGCCAAGGACUUCUCAGGGACUGAGAGCAGCUCUAUUCUAAGUCUGCUGUAGUCAGGUGUGUUCUCUGUUUCUUUCAGAAGGCAUGGAGGCUGAUCUCCAACUGAUGAGAUGCAAACAUGCAUACUGCACACACACACACAAACAUACACACUCUCAGUAUGCACUUUGGUCAGUGUCAGCCUCAGUCACAUUUAUCACCCAACUACCAGACUCAGUCUUUUGAGAAUUAUAAGUAAUGUUGUCACCAUUUGCCCACCUCUCAUCCCGCAUGGCCCACUACCUUCUGGGGAGCUUAGCAGAGUCAGCAGUUCAGGAUACGUGCGAGGGUGGAUGGAUAAAUGAAUGGAGGGCACCAAGAAGGCAAUAUGCUAUUAACAUUAAAGAAUCAAAGCAAAGUAGAAGGAUUUGUUGCACCAGUGGAGGCCAACAAGACAAAAACAUCUUCACAUUUGUUUAGUAUACAUCUAAACAGAAGGUCCGAAUUUGGUGACAGUCUAAAUGACAAGUUGUCCCAUGUCUGCACAAAAUUGGCUCAUCAUAAAUCUGACCCCAAAUCAAGCCUUGGUAACACUUGUUCCAGAGGAUCUUACCCCUUUGACUUUUAAUGUCUGAUUUUUGUAGGUGCUGUUUUUAGGUGAUGCAUCUGUUAAAUUGAACCUAGACGCGUCUUUAUCAUAUAACCAUGAAGACAGCUGAGCACCAUGGGGCAGAGCGCACUGCUAUAAAGGCUUUUGUGGUCAUGAAUAUCAUAAUUACCACAUCCAGUGUUAAUCUAGUCCCCCUAAUUGCACCUUGAUGGUUUGUGGCAACAGAAUUUACAAUGCCAUGCCCUACACACCAUGUACUUUGCACCACCACUCGUUUAUUCACUGAAAUACUUUUUUACUAGCAGAAAUGAGCUUUUAGAGGACAAAUAUUGGUCAUCUCCUACACUACAAAAGUUUCUCUGGUUAAUUUAUUCAGCAAAUAAUAUUCAGCAUGUUUGCAACUUUUUUGCUGUACACCAACUAACAAGCUGAGCUUGUGGGAGCUUCUACAGAAGUCGGCUGUGGAAACCCCACAAGAGCAGAAAGAAUGUUGCUCAAGUUAAGGACACAUUCAUCCACAGUUAUCCAGUCAUUGUGGGAGCCUGUGACACUCCAGUUGCAAGUGUUCUUGUCAUGCUUCUUGGUUUUACCAACACUAAUAAUGGCUAAAUGUUAUGAAAUUAUUUCAUUUUUUAAAAGUGUGAGACUAACAUAAACCAUGUAUUUUUUAUGUUAUACUUUCUCUAAAGGUAGAUUUUACUGGAAAACUGCAUGAAUCAUUCUUCUAUUAAAGGGAAGGCACAAAUACACAUUUUGUGCAGUUUUUUCUUUUGUCUUCAUUGCACCAAACACAUAUUGCAAAUAGUAUCUAUAUCUUAUAGUGUCAUUUGCCUGUGAUUAUUUUAGGUAACAGGAUAGAAACGGGUAUGUAUCGCAUGCUGAAACAGGACUCGACUGGACUUCAGACUCCAUGACUUUAAAGGAAUAGUUUGAUAUUUUGGGAAAUGCACUUAUUUGAAUACCACGUUAAUAUGUGUUGUUAAAUAUGCAGCUACAGCCAGCAGCUGUUUAUCUUAGCUACAAGACCGGAAAGGAAAACACUAAGGCACUCAAGGAUAUAAUCUUGUUUCUUCAUCUUUGGACAAAGCCAAGAUAACCUCAUCCAUUUCCAGGAUUUAAGCUAAGCUAAGCUAAUUGUCUGCUUAGCUUAAGAUUCAUAUUAAAUGUACAGACACAAGAAUAGUAUCCAUCUUCUCAUCUUAUUCUUAGCACUAAGACAUAAGCCAAGAUGUGUAUUUUCCCAGAAUGUCAACAUUUUACUUUUCUUUGCUUAAUAUUUGCCCCUCUCCUGU
Messenger RNA from Monopterus albus (swamp eel), 3335 nucleotides. RefSeq names its product microtubule-associated protein 6b (gene map6b). The transcript has 3 exons. Gene Ontology annotation, molecular function: calmodulin binding; microtubule binding. Gene Ontology annotation, biological process: cytoskeleton-dependent intracellular transport; microtubule cytoskeleton organization; regulation of microtubule cytoskeleton organization. Bases 497 to 1507 code for a protein of 336 amino acids. Gene Ontology annotation, cellular component: Golgi-associated vesicle; cis-Golgi network; microtubule. NCBI's taxonomy places the organism in Eukaryota, Metazoa, Chordata, Actinopteri, Synbranchiformes, Synbranchidae. The record is from RefSeq and is a predicted model, not a curated record.